Messenger RNA from Cucumis sativus (cucumber), 3649 nucleotides. Its product is annotated as pentatricopeptide repeat-containing protein At5g12100, mitochondrial. Bases 302 to 3400 code for a protein of 1032 amino acids. The record is from RefSeq and is a predicted model, not a curated record. The transcript is spliced from 5 exons. Gene Ontology annotation, molecular function: protein binding. Gene Ontology annotation, cellular component: mitochondrion. Lineage: Eukaryota; Viridiplantae; Streptophyta; Magnoliopsida; Cucurbitales; Cucurbitaceae.
UCUUUGGUGAUUAUUUAGUAUGAGAAUAAUAUUCAUUCACACUUCGUCUCCAUAAUUAAUCUUAGAAAUGAGUAAGCAUUGGGGUAAGAAUUAUAGUCUCAUUCUAAAAAUGGAGAUUUAUUAGUCUCACCCUUACGAGCUGACCAUUGUGUAUCCUCAAGGGUUUAGGGUUUAUGUUUAUAGCCAUUUUUGUUCGGAGUUCCGACUGAGUUGCUAAACGAAAGCUCUUUUCAUUCUCAAUUUGAUUUUAUAUAUAUAUCAUUCAUCAAUUCUCAUGGUCUUUUAUCUUUGAAUCAAGAAGAUGAUAAGGAAGCUCCGAAGCUGGAACAACAACCUCAUUUCCAAUCUCCUUAUUCAAACUUCUAAAACCCUUUCCCUCCCCUUCUCUUCCACUCCGCCCCAAUUAGCCAUUCUCCGCCAAAAAAUCGUAAACAUUCGAGCCCCUAAAAUCUCAGUUGUUCCGGUACUGGAAAAGUGGGUUGGCGACGGCAGAGCUAUUGGAAAACCGGAACUUCAAUAUCUUGUUCACCUCAUGAAGGACUCUCGCCGUUUCAAUCACGCUUUAGAAAUAUCUCAGUGGAUGACUGAUCGAAGAUACUUGAGUUUAUCGCCGAGCGAUGCAGCAGUCAGGCUGGAUUUAAUCCAUAGUGUUCAUGGUCUGGAACACGCAGAGAAUUACUUCAACAGCAUAUCUAUUCGGUUAAAAACUUCUAAUGUUUAUGGUGCUCUUCUCGGUUGUUAUGUGCGAGAGAAAUCACUUGAGAAAGCUGAAGCCAUCAUGCAAGAAAUGAGAAAGAUGGGCAUUGCUACUACGUCCUUUGCUUACAAUGUGCUAAUUAACCUCUACGCUCAGAUUGGGCAGCAUGAUAAGAUUGAUCUACUGAUUGAAGAAAUGAAAACGAAGGGAAUACCUCAAGACAUUUACUCAAUUAGAAAUCUUUGUGCAGCUUAUGUUGCUAAGGCAGAUAUUUCUGGUAUGGAAAAGAUUCUCAAAAGGAUCGAGGAGGAUUCUGAACUCAAAGCUGAUUGGACAAUUUAUUCAAUUGCUGCUAAUGGGUAUCUUACAGCUGGGUUGGAAACAGAGGCUCUUUCCAUGCUAAAGAAAACGGAGGAGAAAGUUCGGCCUAAUACAAAUAAAUUCGCAUUUAAGUUUCUUCUGUCCCUUUAUGAACGAACAGGUCAUAAGAACGAAGUUUACAGGGUUUGGAAUACCUUCAAACCAUUAACUAAAGAAACAUGUGUUCCAUAUGCUUUAAUGAUCACAUCUCUAGCCAAGCUUGAUGAUAUUGAAGGGGCUGAAAGAAUAUUCCAGGAGUGGGAAUCAAAGUGUACUGUAUACGACUUUCGGGUGUUGAAUCGACUUCUGGUUGCUUAUUGCAGGAAAGGUCUUUUGGAUAAGGCGGAAUCAGUUGUUAACCAAGCAGUGGUUGAAAGAACUCCAUUCCGCAGCACGUGGAGCAUAUUAGCCACGGGAUAUGCAGAAUACGGACACAUGAGCAAAGCCGUUGAGAUGUUGAAGAAAGCUAUUUUAGUCGGAAGGCAAAAUUGGAAACCAAAGCAGGGUGACAUUUUGGAAGCUUGUCUGGAUUACUUGGAAAAACAAGGAGAUGCAGAAACAAUGGAUGAAAUAGUACGAUUAUGCAAAAGCUCAGGUACAGUAAUGAAGGAGAUGUACUACAGAUUGCUGAGAACUUCCAUAGCAGGGGGUAAACCAGUUAUUAGCAUUCUUGAACAGAUGAAGAUGGAUGGUUUUGCAGCAGAUGAAGAGGUAGACAAAAUCCUGGGAUCUAAGACUAACUUGUACCUCAUCUCAAGUCUCAGUAAUAUAAAAUUGUUGACAGAGGCAAUAAGAGAGAAAAGGAAAAUCGCCCUUUCACAUUUGGACUCUCCUCUUCUCCCGCCGGAACUUCCCUUCGACUCCUCAGUGUUGAAUCCGACCAUGGUGAAGCUCCAUUGCUCUCAGUCAUGGCUUUUCUGCUCCAAUUUCAAGUUACUUCGGGCUCUAUUCUACUCAACAAAAUCCCUACCUUCUCCAAGUACCGAGGAUACCCUCUUCCGAAGGGUUUAUCGGGCAGGUGAUCCUCGAACCUCGAUUGUUCGCGUGUUGGACCAAUGGGUCGAAGAAGGCCGACAAGUCAACCAAUCUGAUCUCCAAAAGCUCAUCAAGCAGCUCAGGACGUUUGGUCGCUUCAACCAUGCUCUGCAGUUAUGCGAAUGGGAACGUAAUGAAAGGAACAAAUGCCCGUCACCUGGGCACAUUGCUAUUCAGUUGCACUUAAUUUCAAAAGCUCGUGGUUUGGAACAAGCUGAGGAGUAUUUUAGCAGCAUUGGGGAAUCUUCAAGAGAUCAUAAGGUUUAUGGAGCACUUCUACACUGUUAUGUAGAGAAUAAAAAUUUGAAAAAGGCAGAGGCAAUCAUGCAGAAAAUGAGGGAAGUAGGAUUUAUGAAAACACCACUUUCUUAUAAUGCUAUGUUAAACCUUUAUGCUCAGCUCGGUAAACAUGAGAAACUUGAUGAAUUAGUGAAAGAAAUGGAAGAAAUGGGAAUUGGUCAUAAUAGAUUUACAUAUAAUGUUCGUAUGAAUGCUUAUGCAGCUGCUUCCGAUAUAACAAACAUGGAAAAGCUUUUAUCAAAAAUGGAGGCAGAUCCACUAGUUGCUACGGAUUGGCAUAUUUAUUUCACUGUAGGAAAUGGAUAUUUCAAAGCUGGUCUUUCUGAAAAUAGUAUAUCGAUGCUGAAGAAAGCAGAACAACUCAUUGGUGACAAGCAAAAAUGGCUUGCAUACGAAUGUCUCAUGACACUAUAUGCUGCUAUUGGAAAUAAGGAUGAGGUGUAUCGGGUUUGGAACUUGUACACGAAUCUGCAAAAGAGAUUCAAUUCAGGAUACCUUUGUAUAAUAAGUUCAUUAAUGAAACUGGAUGAUAUCGACGGUGCUGAAAGAAUCUUGAAGGAAUGGGAAUCAGGGGAUACAUCUUUUGAUUUCAAAAUACCAAACAUGAUGAUAAAUAGUUAUUGUACGAAGGGAUUUGUGGAUAAGGCAGAAGCAUAUAUAAGCAGGCUUAUAGAGAAUGGCAAGGAACCACGAGCAUAUGCUUGGGAUCGACUGGCAAGUGGAUAUCAUUCUAAUGGUUUGACGAAUAAAGCAGCAGAAACUCUGAAGAAAGCAAUCUCAGUUAGUCCACCUCGUUGGAAGCCUAAUUAUGAUAUCUUGGCUGCAUGUCUUGAAUAUUUGAAAACAAAUGGAAAUGUGGAGUUGGCAGAGGAAAUCAUAGGGCUCCUUUGCAAACGUGAUAUUUUUCCCUUAAACAUUUGCAAGAGAUUAGAAGAUUAUAUCCACAGUGAAAACCAAAAUUCAAUCAAGUGCCUUGAUCUACUUGGCCUGAAAGAUCAGAAUGAGUAACCCAAUCAAGUUUUAGAUUGAAACAAGCUCGACUUUACUAUCUAAAGCAUGAAGAAACUUCUGAUUGUAACUGAAGUUUUUUUUUUCUCUUUCUACCAUUCUCCUUUGUUAUAGUGUAGUGUAGCAUUAACUUUUUUCAAUGUUCUUGAAAUACCCAUGUAUUUGGAUUUUGUGAUUGGGAAAACCUUUCUUCUUCUAGUAAUCAGUGUACUGAGGAUUUGCAUCUACAAUUUUUUUUUCCUUGGAACA